Molecule: messenger RNA, 2115 nt
Organism: Fusarium venenatum
Lineage: Eukaryota; Fungi; Ascomycota; Sordariomycetes; Hypocreales; Nectriaceae
Source: RefSeq, a predicted model, not a curated record
AUGAACUCGAACGAGCUGGUCCACUACCUCGCCGACAAGCCUCCCUCGGUCGUCAGGCUCGAGAUUGAGAAGCACUUUGAGGUUUUGAACGAUAAGCAGAGACGUUAUGCUCACUUUAUCAGCAAAGCUGCUUUCGCCGGCACCAGGAUUGUCCUUCGACAGAUCUCCCCAGAGUCCGAGCCUAUCUUUGACUUGAUCCUGUCUCUGCACAAGUCUGCCAAUGGCGAUUGGAAUGCACUGGCCAAGAAGGCCGGCGUUGACGAAGAAGAGGCCACCCGCUUCCUCGAGUAUGCCGCCAUGUUCCUCGGCAACAAUGGCAACUACAAGAGCUUUGGUGACUCCAAGUUUAUUCCUCGCUGCUCCGAGAAGACUGUUGCUGCCCUGGCUGCCACUUCUCCCGAAGCCAACAAGUUUUACGAGGCCACAAAGGGUGGCAUCUUCAGCUCCGACAACCCUGCCAUGAUGCACCUGGGCUACCCAGAUGAUGGCCACAUGACUACUUAUUAUCCUGAUUCUUCCCACAUCACCAAGGAUGAUAUCAAGGCCGUCUCUGACUGGAUGGAGUCCAAGGGUCUUCUCCCCGAAAACAACCGUCUUCGAAAGACCUCUGACGGCAACUUUGAGAUUUUGAUCGCCUCGGCUGUCAAAGAAAUCCCUAGCAAGGGAGGUGAUAUUGGCAAGCAGACCGAGUUCACUGUGGAAGACGGAUCUCUCAAGGGCAAGACUAUCAAGUUAGUCUACGGCGAUUACGCAGAGGAGAUGAAGAACAUCACUGCCUUCAUCAAUGGCGCCGCCGAGAACGCCGAGAACGACACCCAGAAGAAGAUGCACGAGGCUUACAGCAAGUCUUUCGAGUCCGGUUCUCUGGAGGAUUUCAAGGACAGCCAAAGAUACUGGAUCAAGGACAAGGGUCCUAUGAUUGAGUCCAACAUUGGUUUCAUUGAGACUUACCGAGACCCUGCUGGUAUCCGAGGAGAGUGGGAAGGUUUUGCCUCCAUUGAGCGAACUCGUGCUUUUGGUGAGCUUGUGGAAAAGGCACCCAAGCUUAUCCCCCUUUUGCCUUGGGGCUCUGAGUUUGAGAAGGACAAGUUCUUAUCUCCUGACUUUACCUCUCUUGAGGUUAUGACCUUUGCUGGCUCCGGUAUUCCUGCUGGUAUCAACAUCCCCAACUACGAUGAUAUCCGUCAAACCGAGGGUUUCAAGAACGUGUCACUUGGGAAUGUUCUGAGUGCCAAGGCGCCUGAUGAGAAGAUACCUUUCAUCCGUGAUGAGGAUCUUGAGGUGUACAAGAAGCAGCGCGAUGCUUCUUUUGAGGUCCAGGUCGGUCUUCACGAGCUUACCGGUCACGGCUGCGGUAAGCUUCUCCAGGAGACAUCACCAGGUACCUUCAACUUUGACAAGGAGAACCCCCCUGUCAGCCCUGUUGACAGCAAGCCCAUCACAACUUGGUACAAGCCCGGUCAGACAUGGGGCUCGGUGUUCGGUAGCAUAGCUGCCUCGUACGAGGAAUGCCGUGCCGAACUUGUUGCCAUGCACCUGAGCUGCGAAUUCCCCGUCCUCAAGAUCUUUGGCUUUGGUGAUGGUUCUGAAGACAUCAACGGUGAGGCUGGCGACGUCUUGUUCGCCUCCUAUUUGUCCAUGGCCCGGGCAGGACUGGCUUCACUUGAGAUGUGGGACCCCAAGAGCCAAAAAUGGGGACAGGCUCACAGCCAGGCCCGCUUCUCUAUUCUCAAGUGCUUCCUCGAGGCUGAGGACGAUUUCUGCAAGCUUGACUACAAGCAGGACGACCUUUCUGACUUGACUAUCAAGCUUGAUCGCUCCAAGAUUCUCACGGCUGGUCGAGAUGCCGUUGCCAAAUAUCUCCAGAAGCUUCACAUCUACAAGUCGACUGCUGAUGUCAAGACUGGUACCGAUUUCUACGUCCACAUGACAACUGUUGACCCCGACUUCUGGGGCAAGAAGAUUCGCGACAUUGUUCUGAAGAACAAGCAGCCUCGUAAGGUCUUUGUCCAGGCCAAUACAUCGUUGGAUGAGUCAUCUGGAAAAGUUUCCAUCAAGCACUACGAAGCCUCGUUGACUGGCAUGGUCCAGAGUUGGGUGGAUCGCGGCCUGUAA